CUCCCUCUUCUCUUUCCGUCCCUCGCGAUCCUCUUGACUCGAUUCCCUAUCGUCUUUCUUCCCUCCCUCCUCAUCCGUUGAUCCUUUCUCAUUCUUUGUUCCUAUUCUCCUGCCACUCUCCAACUCCUCAACCUUUCCCUUUCCCUCCCCCCCUCUUCCUUCUUCCCUUUACCCCCCUUCCCCCUCUUACUACUUACCACCUCCUAACCAACCACUAUCUCCCCUUCCAGCCUCAUGUUCUCCCCAUACUCGGAAGAAUUUGAGGUGCCCGAUUCGACUCUUCGACCAUGCGAUUUUGAUCUGUGAGCGAACCCAUUCUCUUCUUCUGUCCAUUUGCUGUCAUCCUUGGCCCCGCCGCCAGCACUCGUUGGCCGAAAACAAAUGGACGAGAGCUGAAGCGCGCCUCCCCCGGUCGGGUUCACUGGACUGCCCCCAACCCCUACGACUCCGCAGGCCUUUCAAUUCACGACCGUCUGAUAUCUUCAUAUUGUUCUAUUGUUGUACAAUUCUGCCAUUCUACCCUUUUGUUUUCUCGUUGGUCGUUCUCCUCUGCGAUCGAUCUGGUUCUGCCUGGGAUGCGCCUGUGUCAUCGUCGUUAGUAUGAAUCGACGUGUGAUUGUGAUCUUUCCAUCAUGUCGUGAGUCCCUCGUCUGUGAUCUCCAUUCGGCUCCUGUGCUGCGGGAGGGAGACUACUUGCGAAGACAAGCUGCAAUUUCAGACAUCCCAUACUUGAGAGAGAAAUAGCCUAUGAUUCGCGACUCAUCUUUUGUCCGAUGCUGACCGCACCUGUUUAUAUCGCGCAUUCACUGCUUUUCGUACGGCCUCGGAGCUACUUGGCUAACGCGACACGAACCAGGUCACCUCCGAAUUCCAAACGGAUCAAGACUUCGGCCACAACUAGUGCCCCGCCGCAUCUGCUCGCCCAACAGCAGCUCCAUCCUUUCCAUCGGGUCCCGACCUUCGACGGCAUUCCUAUUCCUACGGCCCCAAUCCCCCAUUCGCAACAGCAGCAACCGCCGCAGCAACAACAUCAGCAACAUCAGCAACAUCAGCAACAGCAGCAACAGCAGCAGGUGGUGCAGCAGCAACAACAACAACAACAACAUCAACAAUCCCAACAGCAAGCCUCAUCUCGCAAGCGUCCCCAAUCUCCCACCGUGGGCUCGUCCACGAUGAUGGCUGCACAGAUGAGCUCUACGGGUGGGCCAGUCGAGGGUGACCCAACCGCUCUGCCACCCGCCCCGGAGCCUGCCCCCAAGAAGAAGGGUCGCACUAACACCCCGUGGACCGCCGAGGAGGAACAACGGCUCAAGACUAUGCGCGAUGCCGGGCGUAGUUGGAGUGAAAUCGCAAAGACAUUCCCUACACGAACCGAGGGCAGUGUGAAAAAGCAUUGGUAUAAGGAUAUGCACUACGCUGAAUUCGCCGAAGAUGAGUCCAUAAAGCUCCGUGAUGCAAUCAAGGAGUACGAGGCAAACAAGUGGAAAGUCAUCGGACAGAAAGUCGGCAAGCCUGCCAAGGCUUGCGAGCAAUAUGCCAAGGAACAUUUCAAGAAUCUUUGAGCUUCUACCCUUGAUGACCCCCC
Messenger RNA from Penicillium brasilianum, 1585 nucleotides. The record is from the annotation of a GenBank genome assembly. Lineage: Eukaryota; Fungi; Ascomycota; Eurotiomycetes; Eurotiales; Aspergillaceae.